Messenger RNA from Gastrolobium bilobum, 417 nucleotides. RefSeq names its product mRNA export factor GLE1-like. The record is from RefSeq and is a predicted model, not a curated record. The coding region runs from base 1 to 417 and encodes 138 amino acids. Gene Ontology annotation, cellular component: nuclear pore cytoplasmic filaments; cytoplasm; nuclear pore. NCBI's taxonomy places the organism in Eukaryota, Viridiplantae, Streptophyta, Magnoliopsida, Fabales, Fabaceae. The transcript is spliced from 3 exons. Gene Ontology annotation, molecular function: translation initiation factor binding; phospholipid binding; inositol hexakisphosphate binding. Gene Ontology annotation, biological process: poly(A)+ mRNA export from nucleus; regulation of translational initiation; regulation of translational termination.
AUGGAGAGUACAAAACAUUAUUUAGAGCGAUUAGAAUCAUUCAUGAUGGUGUAUGGUGCACUGGUUCAGACUGAAAUUCCAAAUGUUCAAAAUUUGCAUGGCAUGCAAGAAGGUUGGGCAUGGCUUGCAAGGUUCUUGAAUGCUCUCCCAGCCAAACAAUAUACAGUUGUUUCGCUCAAUGCAUUUUUGCAAAUGGCUAGAUUUGCUCUCUUUAGAAAAUAUAAAUCUCAAUUCUUAAAGAUGCUGAAAGUCAUCUCUGAGAACUUUUUAGUUCAGCUGAAAUCACUUCAAGUACCAGAAUUGACAAAGACUGUUGUGGAAAUACAGACUUACAUAGAAGAUAAAAAGUUCCUUCAAGAGCCAGAGAGAAAGAGCUUGUUGUCUAAUUUGUUGUUAAAUGCAUCCCUUCAUUAUUGA